UGUUCCCUUGUCAUUUAAAAUAACGCAUACCACAGUAGUUUCAGGCAAGCUUUGUUUACAUGUCGCCUGAUACACUUCGUUGAGUUCAAAUACAUCUAUUUUGUUCGUCGCAGUGCUAAUAUUUGGAGAUGGCUUCAGGCUACCGAAAACCCAACACCAAUUCCAACCAGAGGAAAAAGGCAUGUCCUAAACCAGACUUGACAGAGGAACAAAAGCAGGAGAUCAGAGAGGCCUUUGACUUGUUUGAUACAGAUGGCUCAGGAACAAUUGACGUGAAGGAACUCAAGGUUGCCAUGCGUGCCCUUGGCUUUGAACCAAAGAAAGAAGAAAUCAAGAAGAUGAUAGCAGACAUCAACAAGGAGGGCUCUGGGACCAUUGAUUUUAAUGACUUUCUCUGUAUGAUGACACAGAAAAUGAGUGAAAAAGACUCAAAAGAAGAAAUCCUGAAGGCUUUCCGCUUAUUUGAUGAUGACGGCACAGGAAAAAUUUCCUUCAAAAAUCUCAAGAGAGUUGCCAAGGAGCUAGGUGAAAACCUGACAGAUGAGGAAUUGCAGGAAAUGAUUGACGAAGCAGACCGAGAUGGAGAUGGAGAGAUCAACGAGCAGGAGUUUCUAAGGAUAAUGAAGAAGACAAGUCUAUAUUGAAUGUCUUCUGUUUCCCAACGUUUAUCUUCCACUGCUGGAACAGUCUCACUUAGAUGCCUUUUGAUCGUUUUAAGGGUACUUUAUGAAAUAGCAUUUAGUGGCUUUUUUUUUUAUAUGGCUUGUAAAUGUAACAUCUAUACACAGAUUUUUGAAUAUUUUAGAUGUUUUUGUUUAUAUUUAAUAUUUUACUUAUGUUGACUAUUUUAAUUAAAUCAUAGUUCAAGUCUAAGUUAUGGUCUCCUCUUUACCAUGGAAGUGAAAUUAUAUUGUUUAUUCGAAGGACCCUUGUACCUAUUACUGUAUGGCUCCUAUGGCUAUUUGGUUCCCUCUUGUGACAUAUGAAAUGAAGUGCAGCUAUAAUUGUCUUAACUUAGACAUAUGAUUUAGCCCUUUUUCUCAAGUUCAGUGAAACAGUUUGCUUAUUGAUAUAGCUUUUGAUUAUGCACUUCACAUUAUCGAGACAAACGUACAGCUCUGAAUCCAAGAAAUCAAAUAAGCGUUGGGCCAGUAACUGAAAGUUUGCUAGAUUGAAUCGCUGAGCUGACAAGGUAAAAAUCUGUUGUUCUGCCACUGAACAAGGCAGUUAACCCACUGUUCCUAGGCCGUCAUUGUAAAUAAGAAUUUGUUCAUAACUGACUAAGCCUAGUUAAAUAUAAAAAUAUGGCUGGCUGGAUAUUAUGACUAAGUCACUCUCGGAUAACUUCAUGCAUGGUAUAAGAAAUGACUGGGUUGAAUGUAAGAUGAGUAACUGUCAGUAAAAGUGAUCACUGGGUGAGUCAGUAACCAUAACUCAUUUGGUCUGGCUUAUGCAGACAAUGGCAGACUGCCAUCCUGCUCCCACAAAUGCUGGGUCAUUAUAUUGUAAUUACAUGGAUCAUUACAUUGAUUUGAACAUUUUACAGGGUCUUGGCCGUUUGACUUACAGGUCUUUCUUUAAGCAAGUCAUCUUAGAACCAGCAUGCCUGGCUAACAGGCCAAAGCACAGCAAUACAAUAAAAUAAACAUGGACGACAUACAUGAUUUGAUUUAGAUUUGAUUUUAAUGACAUGACUACAAGCAUAGCAAUACAGAGAUGUGCGGUGAGAUGAUCAGGCAUGCAGAUAAAUAAUGACACGUAGAGGUGUAAGAAAAUGAACCAUUCCGCUCUGCCUAAAUAAACAGGAUAUAAUGCUUACGUA
Molecule: messenger RNA, 1822 nt
Organism: Oncorhynchus kisutch (coho salmon)
Lineage: Eukaryota; Metazoa; Chordata; Actinopteri; Salmoniformes; Salmonidae
Product: caltractin
Exons: 5
Coding region: 129-644 (171 amino acids)
Cellular component (GO): myosin II complex
Molecular function (GO): calcium ion binding
Source: RefSeq, a predicted model, not a curated record